AUGUCGGCACGUGUGUCUACAUUUCGUUUUAAGCACGGGUGUGGAGAUCUUUGCGAACCUCGGCGUGCCAAUCGAUUUUCUGGCUUUGAGGGUGCUUUACGUGUCUUGGAGUUAAACACGGGCGGAGCAUUGGGGCCCUUCUCGUCAAGCAGGGUCGAUCGGCGUAAUGAGAUCACCAAGUAUCAAUUGGGUGGGUUGCCUCGUCCGGAAUUUAGAUGGGCAGGGAGUCGAAAAAGCGUUUACGUGCAGUCACAUCAACCGGUGCAUACACGACGUGAAUGA
This is a messenger RNA of Plasmopara halstedii, 282 nucleotides long. RefSeq lists its product as uncharacterized. The record is from RefSeq and is a predicted model, not a curated record. Lineage: Eukaryota; Oomycota; Peronosporomycetes; Peronosporales; Peronosporaceae. Bases 1 to 282 code for a protein of 93 amino acids. The transcript has 2 exons.